AUGUCACUGCGCAGCUUAAAAGUAUGUGAGCUAAAAAAGAGGUAUCGUGAAGCCCGGUUGCCAGUAAGUGGCAAUAAAAAUCAAUUAGUUGAACGCCUAUUAGAAAAUGAUUUUUCCGAAAGUGUUUCUGACAAUGAAACAGUGGUGUUAAAACGUACUAUUUCUUCUUUAGAAAAAACAAUUACUGAGCUAGUGUCACAGCAAAAUAGAAAUGUACCAAUAUUGGCAAAUUUCAAUCCGACAAUGUCUUCGCCGCCGAUAAAUGCCGUUGAAACUACAACUCAAUUAAAUACGACAGUAACUAGCACGUAUACAGUAGCGAAUCCAAAAAUAGUUCCGACUAUGUAUAAUGGUCAACAUUCGCUGUGGACAACCGCUCAAGAGCCCAGCAAUAAUAAUAAUUUCACCGAGUUCUCUCGACCGAGGCACAUCGCGUUUGUUCCGCAAUCAAACGUACAUUUUACCCAUGCAAGCACGCAAGUACCACCGGUAACAUCGGUUGCAUAUACAGCGCCGUAUCAUCCGUCUGCUCCGUACGCUUUUGACCAUGUCCGGGCACCGCAGAUAGUACCGCAUUACUAUAACCCAUACGAAAAUGUGCGCGAUAUAGUGGAACUCUUACCGUAUUUUGAUCCAUCGUCCGACCGUUCGCUAAGUUCAAAACAGUUCGUAAAACGCGUCGAAAACCUUAAAAGUAUUUAUGGUUGGAGGGAGAGCACACUUUUGUUUGCCGUACAACAAAAGAUGCGAGGGUCUGCUAAAUAUUGGGUUGACUCUUUGCAAGAUGUGUUCAUUUCGUGGCCGCAAUUCGUUAACAAGUUUUUGUUAGACUUUCCGUGUAUCGAAAAUGAAGCUGAUGUCCAUAUUAAAAUGGCACAAACUAAACGCCAAAGCAACGAAUCUGCGCAAGAAUUUUACUACCGUAUGCUUGCAUUAGGAGCAAAAGGCGGUUUAUCCGACUCAAGCAUUGCGCGCCAUAUUAUAAAUGGCAUAAAUGACUUCGAUCUUCGAAAGAAAAUUUCUAAUGAUUAUAAUCGUUGUCAAGACCUGUUGCGUGAUAUUAUAAAUUUUAGUAUUUAUAAUGACGUGAAAAAUGCUUCAGCUAAAUCUUCCUUCAAGAUGAAUCCACCGCCUGAAAAAAAUUCUAAUCGUAAAUUGCCGUCCGAAGAAAAUCAAAACCCGACAAAAACUGUAUCACUCGAAAAAGUCAAGUGCUAUAAUUGUUUUCAAUUUGGGCAUUACUCGAUUAAUUGUAAAGAGCCCCAACGUAAGCCGCGCUGUGAAAAAUGCCAACGUACAACGCAUAAAACUGCCGAUUGUGUUGUGAAAGUGAAUAGCCGCGUCAACAAAAUCGAACAGAGUACAUGUGACGAUAAAAUUAAUAAAGUAAUCCUAGUAAAUGGAAUAGAAACGAUUGCCUUUGUUGAUCCCGGCAGUAGUCGUACACUCGUUCGAAAAACAUUUGCGCCGGAAAUUGGAAGUCCGCGGCAACAAGUAACCACUUUACAAGGUUUUGCUGGGGGACAAUAUGUGAGUACCGGAAUUGUUAGUGCGGUAAUCGAAAUUGACGGUAAAAAAAUUCAGACCGAUAUGCUCAUAACCGAAGAUGAUUUGUUGUAUAAACCAGUAUUGCUUGGUAGAGACGUCCUUUGCCGCGCAGGCAAACGUUUAGUUAUCGAACAAGACCAAUGUCGUGUAGAGCGAAUUCAAAAUAUUGUAGUAACAAACGAAUUAAACUUAACCGAGCGCCAAGAGUUUGAUACGCUGUUAACCGAAUAUCCUGACGUUUUUGCAAAUAAUCUCUCCGAAAUUGGAAAAUGUGGUAUUUCCAAAAUGACAAUCGAAUUAAAUACUGACAAACCGAUCUACCAUAAACCGUACCGUAUCCCGUUCGCUAAACGUGCAAUUGUGUUCGAAAUCGUAUCUGAUUUGUUGAAGAACGAAAUUAUACGUCCAAGUGAUUCGUCGUAUGCCGCACCAGUCGUUCUCGUGGAGAAGAAGAAUGGCGAACAUCGCUUAUGUGUCGACUACCGUAGUCUGAAUAAAGUAACACUAAAAAAACCGUAUCCAAUGCCGAUUAUGGAAGAACAAUUUUCGCAACUGUCGGGAAAUAUAUAUUUUACAACGCUUGACCUGCGUACCGGUUAUCAUCAAAUAGAAAUUGAUGAAAAUUCAAAAAAAUUUACCGCAUUCGUAACUACGGACGGUCAUUAUGAAUAUAACCGAAUGCCUUUCGGUUUAGUUAACGCGCCUGCAUUUUUCCAGUCCUUGAUGGAUAAAAUUGUAGCACAAAUGCCACCCGGUGAAAUUUUAGCUUAUUUGGAUGAUGUUAUCAUUCCGAGUCAAAGUAUCGACGAAGGGCAUAAGCGUCUUGAAAAAUUCUUUAAAAUAUUGAAACAAAACCGACUUACUCUACGCAUGGACAAAUGCAAGUUUCUUGAAAAGGAAAUCGAUCAUUUAGGCCAUAUAAUUAAUGAAAAUGGUAUAAAACCGGGUAAACGCAAAGUCGCCGCAAUAGAAAAUUUUCCGCCACCGAAAAACGUCACGGAAGUUCGGAGAUUUCUAGGACUUGCCGGAUUUUUCCGAAAGUUCGUGCCAAACUUCUCGCUAAUCGCAAAAGCAAUAACGCGCCUAUUACAUAAAAGUGAACAAAAUAAUUUUGUGUGGGGCGAAAUGCAACAACAAGCUUUUUUGAAUUUAAUACAACAACUGUGUAGCGAACCGCUUCUGUAG
Rhagoletis pomonella (apple maggot) is the source of this 2733-nucleotide messenger RNA. RefSeq lists its product as uncharacterized. Bases 1 to 2733 code for a protein of 910 amino acids. Gene Ontology annotation, molecular function: zinc ion binding; nucleic acid binding; aspartic-type endopeptidase activity. The transcript has a single exon. The record is from RefSeq and is a predicted model, not a curated record. Lineage: Eukaryota; Metazoa; Arthropoda; Insecta; Diptera; Tephritidae. Gene Ontology annotation, biological process: proteolysis.